UUCAGAAUCAGAACAAAAAACGCGGGAACCUUCCGGGCUUCUGGCGACCCCCCAAAUGGAGCAGUGGCUGCCGCUGUUCCGCCAUCUCCUCGUCUCUCCCGCCGCCAACGCCGUCGCCUUCUCCUCUUCCCCCUCCUCUGGAGACUGCCCCAGCGCGCCUCCCCCGGCCGCCGCGCUCCUGCGCCUCCUCCUCCUGCCAGCGCCCAUGCUCCCCGCCUCCGCCUCCGACCCCACGGCCGCCAUCCUCUUCCAGACCCUACCGCCGUUCCUCCAGUCCCAGGCGCUCUCCUUCCUCGCCUCCUCCGCUGACCUCCUCGACCCGCACCUCCUCCGCAUCCUCGCCGCCCGCGUCCUCUCCGCCCCGCCUGGCCGGUAUGGACUAUGGGUCGUCCGCGGCGCCCGCCACCUGAUCGACGGAUUGCCUGAAGAGGAAGGCGUCCCUGGUGUGGUCUCCGACGAGUUCAUCGAUGGGUUUCACGAUCCGCCAAUGUGGCUUAAAGAAGCGGCCGCGCGGGCGCAUCCUGUUCUGCCGUGGCUCCCUGUUGAUUGCCGGAGCUUGACGGGGAGCGGGAGCGGGACACGUGCUGGUCCUGGUGGUGAGGAUGGUUUGGACGGGAUUGGGUUGGAGACCUUGGUGUUGGUGCAAGACGAGGACGUGGAGAUGCAGGAGGCGCCUGGACGUGUUCUUCCUCAGGCUCCUCUGCUUGAGGACUCAAUCGUGCGGAGGGCCAUGGCUAUGCAGAAGGAGAUCGUGACAGUGGAAUCUGUCUUGGUGGCCCAGCGGGUGGCGAAGGAUUUGCAGGACCUUUGUGUUCAGUCCAGGAAUGCUGCUGAAGUGCUUAGCUUAGUACAGCCGUGGGAAGCUGACGAUGACACACUGAGGGUCCUGCUUUCAAAUUUAGUGCUUGAGGGAGAUGGAGUGGAUGGAAAAGGACCAGCACUUGUUUUGUGUUCUGUUUUCCUACCACAGUUACUCGAGCUUCAAAGACCACCUUCAUCGGUUCUCCUUUCCACUGCAUUGGGUCUCUGCAAGCGCCAUCCAGCUGCAGCACUGGAAGCUGUACUAUUUCCACUGGUUCUUAGAAAGGGCGGGCUAAAUGUUCCCCAGUGUGAUGUGCUAACACGUAUUAUCAAGGAAUGCAUGCAUCCACUGCACGUCACUGCUUUCUGCCAUAGGCUGCUUUCAGGAGAGGAUCAAGAGAGGAAACCAGUUUGUAUGCCUCAGCAUCAGGAGAGUAUUGGCAUCAAAGUUCCUGAGGUCCUUGAAAUUUGGCAACUUUCUGAAGUGCUUCGUGUCGAAGUGUUGGCAUGAAUGUAAGCAUCAGAGGGGUUUACUCAAGAGAGCUGCUGAGAGAACCGACACUUUCCUGACUAAAGCUGUGUUGGCAAAACUGCACCCAGCAAGUUGAAUUUAUACUGCUAAGUCAUUUAAACUCGAACAACUUGUGAGUCUACAUUUCUACUUAGAUUAACUGAAUGUUUUGGAAGGUCUUUUUAAUUUUAUAGAAGUACUCCUAUGCAUGCA
Sorghum bicolor (sorghum) is the source of this 1525-nucleotide messenger RNA. RefSeq lists its product as uncharacterized. The coding region runs from base 56 to 1312 and encodes 418 amino acids. NCBI's taxonomy places the organism in Eukaryota, Viridiplantae, Streptophyta, Magnoliopsida, Poales, Poaceae. Gene Ontology annotation, cellular component: Fanconi anaemia nuclear complex. Gene Ontology annotation, biological process: interstrand cross-link repair. The transcript is spliced from 2 exons. The record is from RefSeq and is a predicted model, not a curated record.